Molecule: messenger RNA, 4362 nt
Organism: Varroa destructor (honeybee mite)
Lineage: Eukaryota; Metazoa; Arthropoda; Arachnida; Mesostigmata; Varroidae
Product: kinesin-like protein KIF2A
Biological process (GO): microtubule-based movement; microtubule depolymerization
Cellular component (GO): microtubule
Molecular function (GO): ATP binding; microtubule binding; microtubule motor activity
Source: RefSeq, a predicted model, not a curated record
UCAAAUCAAAUUAAUAACGAUGUUAAAGUACAAUAACAGAGAGAUGCAUUUCGGAGCUGUGCGGCUGCCAAUAUUGAUUUACGAUUUCUCUAGGUGCCGUUAUGCUUAAUUUCUGUUAAAGUGAAUGUAUCUGAUAGUUUCGUGCGGCAAAAGAAUCUUGGAUGAAGGAUUUUUAAAAACGUAGUCCGGUUAUUUUGACCUACGUGUCUUAGGUGCGAGGCUGGACAACAACCUACCUUGGGUUUCCUACUUAAUUAGCGCUUUUACUGCCAUACACCUUUGAGUUACAACAGCUUUUCCUAGUUUUAGUAUGAGCACGAUCGCAUAAUUCUGUAACAAUUGCAUUUUCUGGAUCAUCUUGUCACAAGGUUUGUGUCUCACAGAAACACAAUACUAAGAAAUGGACUUAAAGAGCAGUUAGAAAAUGCUUAAAAACAAUAUUUCACGCUUGUUAAUUACAUCACGGAUGACGCACGGCAGUUACGUCACGUAUUGUAAAAAAUAAUGUUAGGAGUACCCUUUGAAUUUAAUGUUACCAGUACAGCUCUAUUAUCGUUCCGUAUUGAACGUUCCUGAACGAGUGGAAUUGCACGGCAAUACGCAGGUUCGGUGAAUAUGGAAAGACGAAAUGUAAAACGAUUUUUUUUUAAUUUUUGAAAAAUAUGAAUUUUAUUAUACGUGCCUGCCGGCCUGUGUGUUACCCUUUACCGAUGUUGAUCAGAAGCAAAAAUGACACCGAUAUGCCCGCUUGCAAGUACCUGUCGAUGUCGCGAAAACGAGUGCUUCCUGUAUUUCCAAUCUUUCAAAUCUGCUCUGUUUUUUGAUGAUGGCUAGUUACCGCUUUUGCGAGCUCAUCGCGUCGUCCCGUCUUGCAGUAUUACUUCUCGUAUGUGUGUUUGGACACACGGGACAAGUUCAUAGAAGCAUCGUUGGAUCUGCAUUCGAAUGCGGAAUCUCGAAAAGGGCCUCAUCGCUCAUCAUCGGCGGAGAAGAAGCCAUCGCACACGAGUUCCCAUGGCAGGUAUCGUUACAGAAGCGCGGCCCGUUUAAAUCUGCCUGGCAGCACAACUGUGGCGGAAGCCUUAUCGAUGAACAGUGGGUACUUACGGCGGGUCACUGCUUUCGAAAAGUUGCCUGCCAUAAGUAUCGGAUUGCCGCUGGUGGACAUAAUUUAUCAGGCAUUAAUGAGCUAGACGGAGUUUACCGUAAACCAAAAAAGUGUGUCGUAAAUCCCAUGUACCAUUCAGCACCAUGCCUACGCCACAAUUACGAUUUUGCCCUGGUUCAACUGAACGAGCCCGUAGAUUUUGCUGGUAGCGACGGCUCUAUUGCGCCCGUGUGUCUUCCGUCUGAAGAUGACUUUGAUUCGUUUGACGAUCAAGAGUGUAUCGCAUCGGGCUGGGGUCAAACUAGCCGCGAAAACCGUACUAGACCGUCAGAUAUCUUGAAAAAAGUUCAAAUAAAGCCGAUAUCCUUUGAAAAAUGCCGCGCCGAUUAUUUAAAAAGAGACAUUUAUGCCAUCGGAAAAAGUAUUCUCUGCACAUCUUCGGAAACCCAAAGUGAUGUUUAUAAAGGUGAUUCUGGUAGUCCACUGCAAUGCGAACGUGGUCACCGUUAUGUUCUCGCGGGUCUUGUAAGUGGAGGCUACCGAAAGAUCGAUAUAAACUUACCGAUGCUCUAUGCACGUGUUAGCGAAGCAGUUAGCUGGAUUAACAAAGUACGAACAGAGCAGACAAACAAACUCGAGCGUUCUGAGCCUGCUAAACAAGCUGCUCAGAAUCAAUCGGGUUCAGACCUACCUAAAUAACAUCGUCGGAAGCAGCCAAGCUCUGACAAAUCUAAACAAUAUCGUGCAAGGCAGCAGCGAUAUGAGUCGUCUAAACACGGUAAUACUGGACCCGAAGAUUCUGGCUCGCGCGAACUGGAUUACAGGGGACUGUGACUUAGCCGGGCGGCAUUAUACGGAAAAACAGUAUUUAUUUUGGCUAACCAGCGUAAUCAGAAAGAAAAGUAAGUACUGGGAGAAAAUCAUUCGUGAAAAUUGAAAGGCGAAUCAACAGGGGCUUUUGAGUUAUCGUUAUAUUGAUCCGAAUCAACGAAGGAACACACGAGUUAAAAAUACCUUAGUUCGAAUCUAUGAAUAUAUCUAUAUCUGGUUUUGUUGUUUGAGCUUGAAUGUACAAGGAUUUAAAUCACUGCACUAUUAACAACAAAUGAGCAAGAUUUAUUAAAUUAUUACCGAUAUCGAUUUAAAAGAGUGUGAUGAGUAAUCUUCUAAGCCUUGGUCUAAAAUACCGUACGGAGGUCUAAUUGGCCCAGAUUAAUGAUUUAGUAAUAUAUACGUAUAUGUUCAAAUACUUUUAUAAAAUAAAGCUAUGCUUCAAAGGUUGCUGCUUGCUGUCCUACGAUACAAAAGAGAUGCGUUAUUUUGAAGAACGUGUUUUAACGUUUGCUUCCUAAAGAAAUCAUUGAAGAUCGGUACUUUUAUUUGCUCUUUACUGGCUUGACGUGGUUAUACACAAAAGAGGGACGUAUGGAAUGACACUGACCCUGUCUAUUGCCGGUUUCUGAAUAGACACAUAUAAAACUUGCUAGUUUGUUUUUGCUAAAUUUGUUUUUGCUUUUUGCAAAUGCAGUUUGACAUUUAACAAAGGUUCCAAUAUAAACAAAAAAAUCUCACAUCUGCUGUUACUUAAAAAACAACAAACGCAAUAUAUGUAGAUUCAGCAAUUGAAGUCCAUAAUAGAAAAAGCUGAUUAAUUAUAUGACCUAGAUUUUAGUUGGGGUGGACAAAUUAGGCUUUACACAAAAAUUCGAUGAUGAUAACGAUACGCUAGGGGAAAUCUGAUGCUCAACACCCAGAAAAACCGUCGAUAUAAAUUUAUCUGUGUGGUAAAGAUAUUUGCAAACUGAAAAAAUUUACCCUUUGGGGCAGUCGGGCUCUUGAAAAAAACUACUGAAAUAUUACAAUGUAAACGCCUAGUAUUUUUUAUUAUCUAUUAUAAACCAAACUCAAAUGUAGUGUUUUUUUCAAAAUUUAUUAACGCACGUCUCACCCUGUGCUUAAGUACCCGUCGACCUAGCAGGCCGUAAUUUCUGCCAUGUUAAAACAGUUUUUCCAUCUCAAGAUUGUAACUGCUUCAUUUUAGGUUUUGCUUGAUCCUCGGAAGGAGAAAAAGAGGGCGCUAGGUCUGGUGGAUAAACUCAGAUAACAAAAAUGUGCCGUUGAGAUGAAGCUUUUCUUUAUAACUCGCGAUGCAAACACGGAAUCGAGGUGGGCUUUCACUAAAAACGCAUUCGUCUCCUGAUACAAAGUUUGCUUAUAAGACUACGAAUAGCCUCUUUAAAUUGCUUGGAAUCACCUGUGUGAUUCAACAGUUCUCUCAGCUCUCUGUGAGUAAUUCAACGAUCCUCUAGCACGGAUUAUUUUACUUUUCCCACAGUUUCGUCCGUACUCGAUACAUUAGAUUGCCCAGAACGAAGAUUGUCCUUAAGCCUGUUUGCUGAUUGCGGAACCCUAGGCAGCACUGACAGGCUUCACAUUGACCUAUGUUCUGGACUUGGAAGCUUUUAGAUACUAUCGAUCUUGCAUUUGCUUUCGAAAAAAAGACGAAAGAACAACGAACACAUAAUCCAUUUACUUACAGGUGCUUGUAGAGUACCAGCACACGCUCAAGUGUCUUGAAUAUGGUACGUGAGUAUUAUACAAUCCCAGUACGCGUAUGUCGCCUUACAAACAAAUAUCCAGCGCUUAUCAAUACCUUCUUGAUCUAGUGUCUUAUGGUAACACUCGCUUUUCACUCACUUUUUGGUGUCCAUUCUGAAGCAAAGCCAAUAGACAGAUCAUAAGUUUGCGCACAUUAAUCCACGUUAUGGGGGUAACAUCUGUAUAACCGCACUUCUUAAAGCAAGCGUAUCCAGCUAUAACAGUAGACUAUCUGGAUAAGCUCUGCUGGAUCAGAGCUUUCUUUCGCCUCGAAGACGAGCCUCAGGAAAACACCAACCUUACCGUUUUGCUGAUGUCGCUUAAAGGAACAACACUCAACUUUGUCAGACUUAGUUAGUCCUGCACCACCUAGUUGGCUUGCAUGAAUGGCUUCACGGUCCCGCUUGGUCAAGUAGUUAGACAUUUUUGGCACGGAAAAAAACUGGUUAUCUAUUAGGUUUCUACGGAGUAUACCUUUGAGGACCUUCGUCUCGAAAGACGUGGUCCUUUAUCGUAGUUACCGCUUGGCAAGAUAUCCGCAUUCUUCGAGCCAUGCUUUCGGGGUAGUUUAUUUUUUUUGUCCAUAUUAAACCUUGCCAUCCAUUAAGUGCAAAUGCCCCAAGUGCAGCGAUGCUCCUUUGUUACUUACUAGCAGA